GCCACGCGCUGCGCAUGUAUCUCAAAGCUUCCUUCCGUAUAGGUUCGUUUAAGUAUUUAUUACGCACUUUCUCCGCAAUAUUUGGAGCGAAUAUUACGCGUGUUUAUUAGUUGUUGUGUUUUCAUGAAUUGUGCUAAAAUAUUAUUGUGACAUUUUGUUUUUAUUUAUUUUCUAAAUUUUUAGAGUUAACUUAAGUACAAAAGAACAACUCUGAGAAAAAAUGAGGAACUUAGCCAAGCUGAUAAUUGCUCUGCAAUUAUGUAUUUAUAGCAGCUUUUCAUUUCCAUCUAGUCAGUUGUCUGUACAGACGAUUAGUAAUAUUUCACCGAAGCACAAAGGGAAGAAAACCUCUGAACUUAACAUAUGUAACUUGGAGCAACGACAAGCCCCCAUGUAUUGUUACUGUAAUCAUGAUGAGAUUGGUACUGCCACAGAUGCCAAUUGCCUUAUUUUGGAGACGUUAAAAUCUGAUGAUUUGAUAUGGGGUUACUUUAAUAGUCAAUCUGCUAUUGAAAAAUUAUCACUGACAGUACGAGUAGGAGGAAAUAUGAGCCAUGUACCGAGUAAAACUAUUAGAUUAUUACCUAAUUUGAAAGUUAUUAAUAUCCAGUAUGCGAAUAUUGAAGAAGUUGCUGAGAAAGCAUUCUCAGAUUUACCAAGCAUUACUGUAAUUAAUAUCGCUCGAUGUGGGAUUAUAAAUCUCAAAAAACAUUCCUUCGUCAAUAUUAGUAAAGUUGAUGUUAUUAAUCUUGAUGACAAUCACAUCGUAGAAAUAAACAGGGAGGUCUUUGUCCAUCUUCCGGUGUUGAAGAAGCUCUUUAUAAACCGUAACAAUAUUACGUUCCUUCAUGAUCGAGCGUUCAAGCAUUUAACUUCUCUUCAAGAACUCGAGCUAAGUGACAACAACAUCUCAGUAAUUACUACAGAUAAUUUCAAUGGAUUGAAAUCACUGAUAAGAUUGAUACUGAGGUCGAAUAAAAUCUCUAUGAUAGGAGAUAGCACAUUUGUUGAGAUGCCGGAGUUGAGGGAGUUGGAACUGGAUGGAAAUAUGAUUGAAUAUAUUUCGGUAAAUGCCUUUGACAAGAUGAGGAAUCUACGAAAAUUGUCACUAAGUGACAAUAAGCUGACUCAGCUGGAGGCAGAUGUUUUUGCUGGUGCUACGGCCAUCAAUUUUCUGGAUCUCCGAAAUAAUUCUUUGGUCACAAUGACCUUUGACAACAUCAAACCUAUUGUAACAAACUUUUACGGUGAUACCGGCUACUUGUAUCUUGAAGAUAAUAAACUAAUUUGCGAUUGCAACCUGGCAUGGAUAGAAGGAUUGAAAAAUGAAACAAUCAACCAGAAAUUAAAGGAUUCUCUUGAUUUCUUGACAUGUUUCCGCGAAGCUAAAAAUAUAAGCACUCACACUGACGCUAAAGAAGUUAAAACUGGAACGGCUGGAGGAAGUACUGGGGAAAUUCUCGACGUCAAUAAGUCGAGGGAAAGACAUCACGUACAGCAUGAGACAGCCAGCUACAUGGACGACAAUAAUAAAAGCGACAACGAUUAUUACGAAGAUUACCCAGACUCACCAUCGAAGACAAACAAUGCCAAGCUCCAGUUAGUUGAUGGAAGAAUGGGAUAUAUAAAACAUCUCUUUGAGCUGAAGCUAGAGAAACUCCCGUGUCCGGAACAAUCGAGGGAUGAUCCAUUGGCCUCUGAGCAACCCUCGAAUCGUCGGGAAAAUGCAGCUGUCGCCUCAGAAGCUUCUACCCAUAUACAACACGUAGUCACGAUAGGUCAAUGGCUCCUUCUUUUUGCUCCGUUGCUUCUUGUGUAAAAUAUGCUUUUUCAUCUUCAAUGAAUCAUCAAUCGUGCAUCAAUCUCUGCACAAAUAAUGCCAAAUAAACUUAAAGUAUAAUCAAGGAAAAUAAUGAUGAAAAAAAUGAGAACAUAAUAAUCAUUAAAGUUGCUUGAUUUUCUAAGAGCAAUUUAUUUUCAUUGCUCAAUCUGAUAUCAUUUCUGUGCUUGAGUGAUUGUCAUUAUUGAUUAAAUUAUCUUAAUGAAUUAUGAAUGUAAAGUAUCGACCAGUGCAUUUAGUAUUUUCACUUGGCCAGUGCCAUAUUAAUAAUUAAGAUCAUUCAUUCAAUCUGUCCUGGACUCCAAGGUAGACUAAAGAAAUUAAUAGUUAAUCUAUUGCCAAUUAACUCUUUUUUGCCAUUUGUACAUCAAUAUUUUAUAGUAAUUUAAAAUCAUUCAUUAUAAUUAUUAUUAGAUAAAUCACUGAAGAAUGUUGAAGUACAAUAUUCACUUUAAUAUAAAUGAUUAUAAUAUAAUAAUUUGAAUACUCUAAUGACU
Chelonus insularis is the source of this 2337-nucleotide messenger RNA. RefSeq names its product Connectin (gene Con). Gene Ontology annotation, cellular component: plasma membrane. Bases 221 to 1819 code for a protein of 532 amino acids. Gene Ontology annotation, molecular function: protein binding. The transcript is spliced from 6 exons. The record is from RefSeq and is a predicted model, not a curated record. Lineage: Eukaryota; Metazoa; Arthropoda; Insecta; Hymenoptera; Braconidae.